AUGGUUAGAUUUCAUGUUAGAUAUUAUCGAGACUUGCUUGGUGUGGUUUUUGCUACACAUGAGAUAAACCAAAAUAAUGCACUUCUUCGCAACAUCACUUUGGGGUUUAGGAUCUAUGAUUCUUGCUACUCAGACAGCAGGGCAGCUUGGGGUACUUUGGCCCUUUUAUCUGGGACAAAAGUUCCAGUCCCUGGAUACACCUGCAGAUCACACCCAGCUCUAAUAGGAAUCAUUGGUGAGCUCAUGUCGUCAAUAUCAGUUUCUGUGGCUAGAAUUCUGGGUAUCUACCACUUCCCACAGAUCAGUCAUGGUGCAAUGCAUUCAUCCUUGAGUGACAAGCGGCUUUUUCCUUCUUUUCUGCGCACUGUGACUAAUUACUUUUUCCCACACAGCAGAAUUGCUCAGUUGAUAAAGCAUUUUGGAUGGACCUGGGUAGUAAUAUUAACUACAGAUAAUGAACUUGGUGAGUUUGGAGGCCAGUAUUUAAAAACAGAAAUUUUAAAACUGGACAUGUGUAUUGAUUUUAUAGAAAAAGUUCAUGUUCAGCAUUCAAAAGAAAGGCUUUUGAAAAUUAUUCAGUUAGUCAAGAAAUCCACAGUAAAUGUUAUAAUUGUAAACAGUGAUGAAAUUCAUUCUCAGCCAUUCGUAGAAGCCCUUUAUUCACAUGGUAUUACAAGUAAAGUUCUAGUGUUCACAUGUGUGUUUAUCAUCACUCCAGGACUUUAUUCAAAGGAAACAAGAAUCAUAAUGAACAACACACUAGGACUGGCUCCCUUCUCAGGUACCAUGCCUGGAUUUAAAGAUUUUCUGCAAGGCCUGAGUCCUUCAGCAGCUGUUGAUGAUAUUUUUAUCAAACCAUUCUGGGAAAAGGUGUUUUCUUGUAAAUGGCAACAUAAUUUAAGUUUUUAUUCAAUACUCCCCAAUGAAAUUAGCAAUGAAAAUAUGUUCUGCACAGGCAUGGAAAAGAUAGAGGAAACAGUCAUGGACUAUUUUGAAUUAAAUGACCUCAGUUUUACGUAUCAUGCUUAUCUUGCAGUUUAUGCAUUUGCAUCUGCAUUAAACAGCAUCAUUUCAUGUAGCUCUGGUAAUGAAUCAUUUACCUCUGGAUAUUUUUCUGGAACUGAUUACAUUCAUCCAAGGAAGACUGGAGAGGAAAUAUAUUUUGAUGAAAAUGGAGAUGCAGUGAUUCCAUAUGAAAUUGUGAAUAUACAGAUAUUACCAGAUGAUACAUUCCGCCUAGUAAAAGUAGGCAAAAUGGAACCUAGAGCUUCUCCUGGUAAAGCCAUCAGCAUCAAUGUGACUGCUAUUUUGUGGAAUGAAAAAUACACAGAGGUUCCAAGGUCAGUCUGCAGUGAAAGCUGCCUUUCAGGCUACAGGAAGAUCCUCAGGAAGGGUGAGCCCAUUUGCUGCUUUGACUGUAGUCUAUGCUCUUCUGGAGAAAUAACAAAUGUUACAGAUUCUUUAGACUGCUUGAAAUGCCCAGAAGAUCAAUGGCCUAAUGAAAACCGUGAUGCCUGUAUCCCUAAAGUGAUUGAGUUUCUAUCCUAUGAAGAGCCCUUGGGUACAACUCUAGCUGUCAUUGCUCUGUUCAUGACUCUGCUGAAUGCUUCAGUCCUGGGGAUUUUUAUUAAACACAGAGACACGCCGAUAGUCAAGGCCAACAACAGAGAGCUUAGCUACUUUCUUCUUUUGGGACUAAUGCUGUGCUUUUUAUGUUCUUUGAUAUUUAUCGGUAAUCCAACUGCAACAACAUGCCUACUUCGGCAAAUUAUAUUUGGCAUAAUAUUUUCCAUUAGUGUUUCUUUAGUUUUGGCUAAAACCAUUAUUGUGGUCAUUGCUUUCAAAGCAGCAAGACCGGAGAGUAAAUUGCAAAGACUCUUGGGACCAACUGUACCUAAGUUAGUAGUCUGUUUCUGUUCCCUUGGGCAAUUUAUUAUAUGUGUUGCUUGGAUGUUGAGCAACCCUCCUUUUGUAGAAUAUAAUGCAAAAUAUGCCAGCAUGAAACUAAUAAUUGAGUGUAAUGAACACAGUGUAACAUUUUUCUAUUGCAUGCUGGGAUAUCUUGGCGGUUUAGCUGUUGUGUGUCUUGCUGUUGCUUUCUUGGUAAGAAAUUUGCCAGCCACAUUUAAUGAAGCUAAAUUCAUUACCUUUAGCAUGUUAGUGUUUGUCACUGUGUGGCUGUCCUUUAUACCUGCAUACCUGAGCACACAAGGGAAACACAUGGUUGCAGUGGAGGUAUUUGCAAUCUUAGCCUCAAGUGCUGGAUUACUCAGCUGUAUAUUUUUACCUAAAUGUUACAUUAUUUUACUUCAGCCUCAGAAAAAUACAAGGAAGCAUUUAAUGAGCACUGUUCGGUAA
Messenger RNA from Protopterus annectens (West African lungfish), 2358 nucleotides. RefSeq names its product extracellular calcium-sensing receptor-like. Gene Ontology annotation, molecular function: G protein-coupled receptor activity. The transcript has 6 exons. Bases 1 to 2358 code for a protein of 785 amino acids. The record is from RefSeq and is a predicted model, not a curated record. Gene Ontology annotation, biological process: G protein-coupled receptor signaling pathway. Gene Ontology annotation, cellular component: membrane. Lineage: Eukaryota; Metazoa; Chordata; Ceratodontiformes; Protopteridae.